UUCCUCUGCAAACUAGAAUGUCUGCCUUCUGUGCUGCUGCUGCAGGAAUUUAUGAACCAGAGAUUUUUAAGGGAAACGUUCCUGAGGAGAGAAUUUUGAAAUAUUUAUAGCAUCCCUUGUGCAAGAAUGGUGGUUGUGACAAGGAACCUAUUGAUGACCCAGUCAGUGAGAGAGCUGGUGCCAAGACAAUUUACCUCUCCACCAGCUACGCUCUCCGUCUGAGAGUCGUCCUUGGAGGAGCACAGCUGCUGCAGGCUGGGGAUGUGAUGGGGUGACUGCUGACAUCCCCCUCACCCAUCCCCUCUCUCUCUUUAUUAAAACUGUAACAUAAACAAUGGAUCAGAAUUUCUCAACGGUUCGAGAUGGAAAGCAGCUUACGCCAGAGAGAGACUCCUCGAAACGUGUUCUGACAGGAUGCUUUCUCUCCCUGCUCAUCUUCACCACGCUGCUAGGCAACACCCUGGUGUGCGCUGCCGUCACCAAGUUCCGACACCUGAGGUCGAAGGUCACCAAUUUCUUUGUCAUCUCGCUGGCCAUCUCUGACCUCCUGGUAGCUAUUUUGGUAAUGCCAUGGAAGGCAGCGACAGAGAUUGUGGGGUUUUGGCCAUUUGGUGCAUUCUGCAACAUGUGGGUGGCAUUUGACAUAAUGUGCUCCACUGCCUCCAUCUUGAACUUGUGUGUGAUUAGUGUCGAUCGUUACUGGGCCAUUUCAAGCCCAUUCCGCUAUGAACGCAAGAUGACCCCUAAAGUAGCGUGUCUGAUGAUCAGUGUGGCAUGGACCUUGUCUGUCCUCAUCUCCUUCAUUCCUGUUCAGCUUAACUGGCACAAAGCUCAGACCACCAGCUAUGUCGAGCUAAAUGGAACCUACCCUGAUGAUUUGCCCCCUGACAACUGUGACUUCAGUCUUAACAGGACCUAUGCCAUCUCCUCCUCCCUUAUCAGCUUCUACAUCCCCGUGGCAAUUAUGAUCGUCACCUACACCCGGAUCUACCGUAUCGCCCAGACACAGAUAAGGAGAAUAUCUGCUUUGGAGCGAGCAGCAGAGAGUGCCAAAAACCGACACAGCAGCAUGGGAAACAGUUCAAACAUGGACAGUGAGAGCUCAUUUAAAAUGUCAUUCAAAAGAGAAACCAAAGUCUUAAAGACGCUCUCUGUCAUUAUGGGUGUGUUUGUGUGCUGCUGGUUGCCCUUCUUCAUCCUAAACUGCAUGGUUCCAUUCUGUGAAACACACAUGCCAGAUGGAUCCACAGAAUUCCCCUGCAUCAGCUCCACCACCUUUGAUGUGUUUGUGUGGUUUGGCUGGGCAAACUCUUCGCUCAACCCAAUCAUCUAUGCCUUCAAUGCCGACUUCCGCAAGGCCUUCUCCAUCCUCCUGGGUUGCCAUCAGCUGUGCCCGGGGAGCAACGCCAUUGAGAUCGUCAGUAUUAACAACAAUAUGGGUGCUCCUACCUCGAACCCCAACUGUCAGUAUGAGCCCAAGAGCCACAUCCCAAAGGAGGGCAACAGCUCAGCAAACUAUGUGAUUCCUCACAGCAUCCUGUGUCAGGAGGAGGAAUUACAGAAGAAAGACGGAAGUGGAGGGGAGGUCGAGGUGGGCGUGGCAAACAACACCCUUGAGAAACACUCACCAGCCAUCUCUGGGAAUUUAGACAGCGAUGCUGAAGUCACCCUGGAAAAGAUCAACCCCAUAACACAGAACGGACAGCACAAAGCCAUGACAUGUUGAGAAAAGGCAAAGGUGCAUUGAAAUUCAGUGAGGCAUGCACGUAUGCACAAAGGCAAGAAACGAUUACACAGGAGGACAGCAAAAACAAACGGCAGAGACACAUGUCUAUAGGAACAAGAAACCAGUGAGUGUGUUAUACAAGUCCUUAAGACUGUCAAAAAAACCUACAUGAAAAACCUACAGAAUGUUUUAAAGUACAGGCACUUUAUCCUGGAUAUAACUAUCUGCAAAAUAUAUUCAGCAUUUAUUGAUGACAUUGACACAUUUGAUGAUAAAUGUUGAUAAUGUGAAUAUUAACAGCAGAAUACUACCUAUGGGCACAUGUAUACAUUUUUUUUUAGUUUUUGCAAAAAUGUAUACAUCUGCAUGUGUAUACUGUACAGUGAUGACACUAUUCUGGAGGGAUUCAAACACAGUAUAUACAGUGGGAGAAAAUAUAGUAUUAGUAAAAUAUCUUGUAGGUAGGUGCUUUGUAUGUGUUUCAUGAAAAAGCAAACAAAGUGGGUAAAUUGGUUUUGCUACAGUAUUGUUAGUCAGCUAUUGCAGUUUUUUUUCCUUUAGCACAUUUCUAAUGACAGCGGAAGCAAAAUCGCUAAAUUCCAGUGGCAGUUUAUUUGAAGUAAGAACAAAAAAUACUGAUACCAAAGCAACACUGUUCUGAUUACAACUAAAACCAACAACAGAGUUUGAUGCUGUAAGCCAAAUUGUCAAAAAUUUUUAUUCUUAACUCAUCCUCCCACCUCUGCAUCACCCACUGUUAUCCAAAUGAGGUGUACUUGAGAGAGAAAGAGACGAGGAAAGUUCCUGCCUUUUCUUUUCUUUGUAUGCUGAUCUUUCUUCAGCCAGCUGGGACUGACCUGAAGUUUCUUCCAUUUCUACUCCUUACUCCCUGUUUUCAUUGGCUUUGCCUCCCGUCAUCCAUUCUUCAGUGAAACCUCUUUGGAGUUUCUUCUCAUCCCCUUCCCCCUUUCACGCUGCCCUUAUGUCUUGAGUAAUGCCAAGCGCCUCUCUCCUUCCUCCACUCUUCUCCCUGUUAGUUUAGUCCUUCACACCUGCACCGUAUCUUCUUUUUAAUUUCAUUUUGUCUGCACCAUUGUUUUUGGCAGCCCUCCGUUUUAACCCCCUCCCCCCGCCACCACCAUCCAUUUAAAGUGGUGCUUGUGAUUCUAUUCUUGGCAAAUGCCGUCAGCCCAUAAUUAAAAAAAGAUUGUAAAUGUGUAAAACUAAAAACUGCACUUGGACAGAGAGGGUAGAGCAGCAGCUACUAAGUCGACUCAGCCGUAAUGCAAGUGACUUUUACUGACCUUUUCUAAGCUUGCAGAUAUAUGAUUUUGUAAACUGCUCGUUCUGCAGCUUGACAGUAUCUCUCUGUGCAGAGUCAAGUCUGAACGCAGUUAAAUUUGAAAACUAAACAUUAAUUAUAAUUUAUGUAGGACUGUGGAAGUAAGAAAUCUUAUAAGACAGUUUUCAUUAGUGAGUGCUUCUGAUGUGCUGCCAUCCAUUUCCCGUUGUCAUGUUUUUGAACAGCUCUGCUUUUUGCACCAGUUAGACUGACUCCAUAAGGUCCAAUUUAGCACUAAAUCAGUCUGAACUUUGCUAAUAUCUUAGUUAGCCUUAGCUACAUUAAAAGAUAGUAUUGAUUAUACCAGUGCAUGCCAAUGCCAACGAUCACUUAAGAGUGUAGUAGCAAAACUAAGCAAACAAAAAGUAAGUGUUAAGGUUCAAAUAUUGGGGAUGGAGA
This is a messenger RNA of Pundamilia nyererei, 3467 nucleotides long. RefSeq names its product dopamine receptor D1b (gene drd1b). The transcript has a single exon. The record is from RefSeq and is a predicted model, not a curated record. Bases 335 to 1726 code for a protein of 463 amino acids. Gene Ontology annotation, biological process: positive regulation of MAPK cascade; adenylate cyclase-activating adrenergic receptor signaling pathway; vasodilation. Gene Ontology annotation, molecular function: dopamine neurotransmitter receptor activity, coupled via Gs; G protein-coupled receptor activity. NCBI's taxonomy places the organism in Eukaryota, Metazoa, Chordata, Actinopteri, Cichliformes, Cichlidae. Gene Ontology annotation, cellular component: plasma membrane.